Gymnodraco acuticeps is the source of this 3280-nucleotide messenger RNA. Its product is annotated as zinc finger protein 845-like. The record is from RefSeq and is a predicted model, not a curated record. The transcript is spliced from 4 exons. The coding region runs from base 42 to 2600 and encodes 852 amino acids. Lineage: Eukaryota; Metazoa; Chordata; Actinopteri; Perciformes; Bathydraconidae.
AACCUCAGUCCUCUCAGCCUCAUCAAAGACAAACUGAACACAUGGAAACAGAAGCUGAUGGAGAGGACUGUCGAGGACCAGAACCAGCCAGCAACUCAGAUCCAGAGAGCAGUUUACAACCAAAGACUGAGGACCACACUGGAGACUCUUCUGAAGACACUGAUGACUCUUCUGAACCUGACACUGAAGACAGUGCUGAUUGGAAGGAGACCAGAGAACCUGCCUCAGGCUCAAACUCACUGAAAAAUAGACAAGAAUCCGUCAGUGAUCCCCGACGUAGUGCUGGAAAGAACCCAUUCAGCUGCUCAGUCUGUCAGAAAGCUUUUAGAUAUAGACAAAAACUAGAUCAACACAUGAGAGUCCACACAGGAGAGAAACCCUUUCACUGCUCAGUCUGUAAGAAUGCUUUUUCACAGAAUAUACAUUUAAAGCAACACAUGACAGUCCACAUAGGAGAGAAACCCUUUCGCUGCUCAGUCUGUGAGAAAGCGUUUAGAUAUAGAAACAAACUAGAUCAACACAUGAGAGUCCACACAGGAGAGAAACCCUUUCGCUGCUCAGUCUGUGAGAAAGCGUUUAGAUAUAGAAACAAACUAGAUCAACACAUGAGAGUCCACACAGGAGAGAAACCCUUUCGCUGCUCAGUCUGUAAGAAAGCUUUUUCACAGAAUAUGCAUUUAAAGACACACAUGACAAUCCACACAGGAGAGGGAGCACACAGCUGCUCAGUCUGUGAGAAAGCUUUUUCAUGGAGUGGAAGUUUAAAGAAACACAUGAGAGUCCACACAGGAGAGAAACCCUUUCGCUGCUCAGUCUGUAAGAAAGCUUUUUCACAGAAUAUACAUUUAAAGAAACACAUGAGAAUCCACACAGGAGAGAAGGCAUUCAAAUGCUCAGUUUGUGAGAAAGCUUUUUCACAGAAGGAAACUGUAAAGAAACACAUGAGAAUCCACACAGGAGAGAAAGCAUUCAAAUGCUCAGUUUGUGAGAAAGCUUUUUCACAGAGUGGAAAUUUAAAGACACACAUGAGAAUCCACAAAGGAGAGGAAAUAUACAGCUGCAAUGUUUGUGACAAAAGCUUUAAAUGGCGUUAUCUUUUCAAAAGGCACAAGUGUUCCAGAGACUUUUUCUCCCUGGCUAGACGAAGGAUUUUUACUUUGUCCUGGAAGUUCAGCAGCUCGAUCAUGAUGGCCCGCGGGCUGGCACGGGAGUUUUGCCUGGCAGUCGGCGAGCGGUGUGCCCUCUCAAUGAUCAGCAGGGAAGGCAUCUGGCCCCAGGAGCUGCGGGAUGAGCCGGGACAUGAAGCCUAUAAUGUCACUGCCUUCAGCGGACUCCUGGAUUCCUACGAAGCGAAGAAAGCUUUUAGAUAUAGACAACAACUAGAUCAACACAUGAGAGUCCACACAGGAGAGAAACCCUUUCGCUGCUCAGUCUGUGAGAAAGCUUUUUCACGGAGUGGAAAUUUAAAGAAACACAUGAGAGUCCACACAGGAGAGAAACCCUUUCGCUGCUCAGUCUGUAAGAAAGCUUUUUCACAGAGUGGAAGUUUAAAGGAACACAUGAUAAUCCACACAGGAGAGGGAGCACACAGCUGCUCAGUCUGUAAGAAAGGUUUUUCACAGAGUGGAAGUUUAAAGAAACACAUGAGAGUCCACACAGGAGAGAAAGCAUUCAAAUGCUCAGUUUGUGAGAAAGCUUUUUCACAGAGUGGAAGUUUAAAGAAACACAUGAGAGUCCACACAGGAGAGAAAGCAUUCAAAUGCUCAGUUUGUGAUAAAGCUUUUUCACAGAGUGGAAAUUUAAAGGAACACAUGAGAGUCCACACAGGAGAGAAAGCAUUCAAAUGCUCAGUUUGUGAGAAAGCUUUUUCACAGAGUGGAAAUUUAAAGACACACAUGAGAAUCCACACAGGAGAGAAACGAUUCAGCUGCUCAGUCUGUCAGAAAGCUUUUAGAUAUAGAUAUAAACUAGAUCAACACAUGAGAGUCCACACCGGAGAGAAACCCUUUCGCUGCUCAGUCUGUGAGAAAACUUUUUCAUGGAGUGGAAGUUUAAAGAAACACAUGAGAGUCCACACAGGAGAGAAGGCAUUCAAAUGCUCAGUUUGUGAGAAAGCUUUUUCACAGAAGGAAACUGUAAAGAAACACAUGAGAAUCCACACAGGAGAGAAAGCAUUCAAAUGCUCAGUCUGUAAGAAAGCUUUUUCACAGAAUAUACAUUUAAAGAAACACAUGAGAGUCCACACAGGAGAGAAGGCAUUCAAAUGCUCAGUUUGUGAUAAAGCUUUUUCACAGAAGGAAACUGUAAAGAAACACAUGAGAGUCCACACAGGAGAGAAGGCAUUCAAAUGCUCAGUUUGUGAGAAAGCUUUUUCACGGAAGGAAACUGUAAAGGAACACAUGAGAAUCCACACAGGAGAGGAAAUAUACAGCUGCAAUGUUUGUGACAAAAGAUUUAAAUGGCGUCAUUUUUUCAAAAGGCACAAGUGUGUUGGUCUUCAGUCCUCACAGCUUAAUGAAAAUAACGGAGAGGCAGAGCCUCCAAUCAGCAGCUCAGCUGAACACAUGGAAACAGAAGCCGAUGGAGAGGACAAUGAAUAAGUCUUAUGACUGUUCACACGUGAGAGAAAUCUGUCUGUGGACAAUAUGUUUCAUGUUUUUGUCAUUCUGAUGUUUACGUUAAACACUGACUGUUGAUGAACCACUGCUCAUUUAAGGUGGACUGACCUUUACAAUGGACCAGCUAGUCUUAGUGUCUUAAUGCAAACGUUUUGUAAAAUGACUCUAGACCAACAAGGUGCUGUUGGGCUGUGUGCUCUCUGCAGGACGGUGUCUGUACUCAAAGGUUGUUUAUGAAAUGAGAGCUUCACUCUGCUUUUGUCAUCCAAAUGACGCCAACAGAGCGAUACGUCUUCUUUCCAGCAGAUGGCAGACAUGUUACAUCAUCCAGUUCAACUGUCAUCCACAUAGUAAUGAUUCAAAACAGCAAUGUGUGAGACAUGGCUAGUAAUUGACUCACAAUCUCAACAGAAUGUGAAGAGGUUACAGUCUUGCGGUUAUGUCCAAGAUGUUGUUUUUUGUUGUUGUAAGAGAUAAUAGGGAUUGAUGCAGACAAUAACCAGAAGAUAGUCUGGAUAGAGCCUUCAAAGAACCAGAAAGCGUUUUGAAGAUUAUUAGGGAUAUAGAAAGAAUACAAAUAUUACAAAUUAUUAUACUUUUUGCAGUGUCAACAUCUACAAAUGUUAAAGUAUUCAUUUAUUAAUAAAUCAUAUUUGUUAUAA